Chionomys nivalis (European snow vole) is the source of this 854-nucleotide messenger RNA. It is a transcript of the gene Mnd1, whose product is annotated as meiotic nuclear divisions 1. The transcript is spliced from 8 exons. The record is from RefSeq and is a predicted model, not a curated record. Gene Ontology annotation, cellular component: nucleus. Gene Ontology annotation, biological process: reciprocal meiotic recombination. Gene Ontology annotation, molecular function: double-stranded DNA binding. NCBI's taxonomy places the organism in Eukaryota, Metazoa, Chordata, Mammalia, Rodentia, Cricetidae. The coding region runs from base 117 to 734 and encodes 205 amino acids.
CCGCAGCCCUCGAGGGCCGCUAGGGGUCGUCGCGGCCGCCCCGGUUCUUCCUCCGCCCUCCCCACCCCACGCGGCUGUCGGCGCCAGAGUCAAACGGGGAGGCCGCGGUUUGCACCAUGUCAAAGAAGAAAGGACUGAGUGCGGAAGAAAAAAGGACCCGAAUGAUGGAGAUAUUUUUUGAGACGAAAGAUGUAUUCCAACUGAAAGACCUGGAGAAGAUUGCUCCCAAAGAGAAAGGCAUCACUGCCAUGUCAGUCAAGGAAGUCCUUCAGAGCUUGGUGGACGACGGCAUGGUUGACUGCGAGAGGAUCGGGACAUCCAAUUACUACUGGGCUUUUCCAAGCAAAGCUCUUCAUGCCAGGACACGCAAGCUGGAGGCUCUGAACUCUCAGCUGUUGGAGGGAAGCCAGAAGCAUGCAAACCUGCAGAAGAGCAUCGAGAAAGCUAGAAUUGGCCGGCAAGAGACCGAAGAACGAGCCAUGCUUGUAAAAGAACUUUCUUCAUUUCGGGACCAAAGGGAUCAACUUAAGGCAGAAGUUGAAAAAUACAGAGAAUGUGACCCACAAGUAGUAGAAGAGAUCCGUCAAGCAAAUAAAGUAGCCAAGGAAGCUGCCAACCGAUGGACGGAUAACAUAUUUGCAAUAAAGUCCUGGGCCAAAAGAAAAUUUGGGUUUGAAGAAAAUAAAAUUGACAAAAACUUUGGAAUUCCAGAAGACUUUGACUACAUAGACUAAAAUGUUGGACAAUGCAGGAUUUGCAGGCUCUUAAAUCAUCAAGUCUUAAACAUUGUCUGACUAAUGCUGCCGAAUUUCUAUCUACUGUUAACUGUUUAUCAUUUUACAAUUUUAAAUAAA